AUGGGCGUCUGUGCUUCCACUCCGACCUGCACAAAAAGCAGAGGAGGAGGAGCACCGCGACCAGAUGCGAUCGGACGGCCGACAAGCAGCAUAGUGAUCGACGCGGACGGUCGGAUGCAAGAGUUGAAGCGACCAACCCAAUCAAAGCACAUCACUUCCCAGAAUCCGAAUCAUUUCCUCUGCAACUCCGAAACCAUGUCCAUCGGCACGUGCUUGACCCACGUGCCCGACGAGGAGGAGCUCCAGGCGGGCCAAAUUUACUUCCUGCUGCCACUGCGUCAGACCCAGAAGCCCCUCUCUCUGCCGGACCUCUGCGAUCUGGCCAUCAAGGCCAGCUCUGCGCUGGCCAGAGACGGUGGUCGCCUAACUUCAGAGCUCAAAUUUCCCUGA
Molecule: messenger RNA, 390 nt
Organism: Pyrus x bretschneideri (Chinese white pear)
Lineage: Eukaryota; Viridiplantae; Streptophyta; Magnoliopsida; Rosales; Rosaceae
Exons: 1
Coding region: 1-390 (129 amino acids)
Source: RefSeq, a predicted model, not a curated record